Hypoxylon fragiforme is the source of this 1265-nucleotide messenger RNA. Its product is annotated as mitochondrial carrier. The record is from RefSeq and is a predicted model, not a curated record. NCBI's taxonomy places the organism in Eukaryota, Fungi, Ascomycota, Sordariomycetes, Xylariales, Hypoxylaceae. The transcript is spliced from 2 exons. Bases 151 to 1029 code for a protein of 292 amino acids. Gene Ontology annotation, biological process: mitochondrial citrate transmembrane transport.
CGGGGGGGGAAGCCGAGAAAGGGAAAGUUAAUAGGUAAGUAAGUGAGUGAGCAGUGAGCAAGCAAAGGGGAGUUGAGCGAGUGGGUGAAGAAGAGGAAAAGGAAGGAAGAGGAGAGGAAGGGAAUUUUAGGGAGGAAACCUUUAAAAAAAAUGGUAGCAAAGGCAGACGGCAAGACGGCCCCGGCCAUCUCGCUGGUGGCCGGCGGUAUCGCGGGCGGCAUCGAGGCCGCGUGCACGUACCCCUUCGAGUUCGCGAAGACCCGCGUCCAGCUGUACGGGCACGAGGGCGUCAGGAAUCCGUUCUACGUCGUGGCGAAAGUCGCGAAGGAGGAAGGCGUGCGCGCGCUGUAUAAGGGGUGCUCGACUAUGAUUGUGGGCUCCAUCGGCAAAGACGCCGUGCGCUUCGUCGUCUUCGACUACAUCCGCUCCCUCUUCACGCCGGACCCCCACACCCAGCGCCUCGGCACCCUCCAAUCCAUCUUCUCCGGCAUGCUAACCGGCAUCGUGGCCUCCACCGCCGUCGUGACCCCCUCCGAGCGCCUCAAGACGGCCCUCAUCGACGACGCGCGCACGGGCCGCCGCUUCCGCUCGCCCCUGCACUGCCUCGCCCUGCUGGCGCGCGAGCAGGGGCCGCGGCGCGCGCUGUACAGCGGGUACGUCGCCACGACCCUGAAGCAGAUCGGCACGACGGGGUUCCGGCUGGGCUCGUACGCGGCGCUGAAGGACUGGGAGCGCGCCUCGGGGCUCGUGGCGGACGUCGACGGCGCGGCCGCCAGCUUCGGCAACGGCGCCCUGGCGGGCACGCUGACCACGCUCGCCACCCAGCCGUUCGACACCGUGAAGACGAAGGCGCAGCAGGCGCGCGCCGUCGGCACGCGGGAGUGCGUGCGCGCCAUCCUGGCCGAGGACGGGGUCAGGGGGUUCUGGAGGGGCACGGUCAUGCGGCUGGGGAGGACGGUGAUGGCCGGGGGGAUCCUGUUCAUGGCGAAUGAGCAGGCGGUUAAGGUGUUGAAGACGGUCUUUGCUUGAAUACCUACCUACCUACCUAGGGAUGUGUCACAUGUUUUGUCUUGUGUAUAGGUACCUACCUUGCCUGCGUUGUAUAUCAGUCAUAGACUUGUUAUAUACCUAGAUAUGAGAGAGAGAAAGAGCUGGUGUUAGGUACGUUUACCAGAAGGAAAUGUUAGAGCAAAAUGAGGACUGCACAUAUUACGACAGGAUGAUAUUAGUAGAUACCUUAGAAUGAACACAAUAAUGCAAUAUCC